GGGAGUAGAGGAAGGGCCCUUCCCGCGGCGCGGCCUCUCCCGAUGGGCCUCCGCCUGGCGGGGCUAUGGCUGCUCUUUACCAGAGCGCGGACCCGUCGGCCUCGGCCUCCCCUAACAAGCUGCUGGCGCUGAAGGAUGUCCGGCAGGUGAAGGAGGAGACCACCUUGGACGAGAAGCUCUUCCUGCUCGCCUGCGACAAAGGUGACUUUUACAUGGUGAAGAAACUUUUAGAAGAGAAUAGCUCUGGUGAUAUGAACAUAAAUUGUGUGGAUGUGCUUGGGAGAAAUGCUGUUACCAUAACUAUUGAAAAUGAAAAUCUAGACAUACUACAGCUGCUCCUGGAUUAUGGCUGUCAGUCUACAGAUGCACUCUUGGUGGCCAUUGACUCAGAGGUUGUGGGAGCUGUAGAUAUACUCCUUAAUCAUCGACCCAAACGAACCAGUAGACCAACAAUUGUUAAAUUAAUGGAACGUAUUCAGAAUCCAGAAUAUUCAACAACAAUGGAUGUGGCACCAGUCAUUUUAGCUGCUCACCGUAACAACUAUGAAAUUCUCACUAUGCUAUUAAAGCAAGAUGUGUCACUACCCAAACCUCAUGCUGUUGGCUGUGAAUGUACAUUAUGUACUGCCAAGAACAAAAAAGAUAGCCUUCGGCACUCCAGGUUACAAUUUCGUCUUGAUAUUUAUCGAUGUUUGGCCAGUCCUGCCCUAAUAAUGUUGACGGAGGAGGAUCCAAUUCUGAGAGCCUUUGAACUUAGUGCAGAUUUAAGAGAACUCAGCCUUGUCGAAGUUGAAUUCAGAAAUGAUUAUGAAGAAUUAGCUCAACAGUGUAAAACCUUUGCUAAAGAUUUGCUUGCACAAGCACGGAAUUCUCGGGAGCUUGAAGUUAUACUCAACCAUACAGCAAGUGAUGAGCAUGUGGAUAAAAGGGGGCUGUUAGAAGAGAGAAUGAACUUGAGUCGCCUAAAGCUUGCUAUUAAAUACAACCAAAAAGAGUUUGUUUCUCAGUCUAAUUGCCAGCAAUUUCUCAAUACUGUCUGGUUUGGACAAAUGGCUGGUUACCGUCGCAAGCACACGUUUAAGAAGAUUUUGACUGUCCUGACAGUUGGCAUAUUUUGGCCAAUACUGUCUCUUUGUUACUUGUUGGCUCCAAAAUCUCAAAUAGGCCGAAUAAUUCACACUCCAUUUAUGAAGUUUAUCAUUCAUGGAGCAUCAUAUUUCACAUUUCUGCUCUUGCUUAACUUGUACUCACUUGUCUACAAUGAAGAUAAAAAAAAUACCAUGGGGCCAGAAUUGGAGAGAAUAGACUAUCUUCUACUAUUUUGGCUAAUUGGAAUGGUGUGGUCAGAUGUUAAAAGGCUCUGGUAUGAAGGCUUAGAAGACUUCUUAGAGGAAUCCCGAAAUCAACUUAGUUUUGUCAUGAAUUCUCUCUAUUUGGCAACUUUUGCUCUCAAAGUAGUUGCCCAUAACAAGUUCCAUAAUUUUGCUGAGAGGAAGGAUUGGGAUGCCUUCCACCCUACCCUGGUGGCAGAAGGUCUGUUUGCUUUUGCCAACGUUCUGAGUUACCUUCGACUUUUCUUCAUGUAUACAACAAGCUCUGUCCUAGGCCCACUUCAGAUUUCAAUGGGGCAGAUGUUGCAGGACUUCGGAAAAUUUCUUGGAAUGUUUCUUCUUGUGUUGUUCUCAUUCACCAUUGGGUUGACCCAACUGUAUGAUAAAGGGUUCACUGUGGAUGAAGAAAAGGACUGUGCUGGGAUUUUCUGUGAGCAGCAAAGCAAUGAUACCUUCCACUCAUUUAUUGGCACAUGCUUUGCCCUGUUUUGGUACAUAUUCUCUCUUGCACAUGUAGCCAUUUUUGUCACGAGAUUUAGCUAUGGCGAAGAACUACAGUCUUUUGUGGGUGCUGUUAUUGUUGGCACAUACAAUGUAGUAGUUGUAAUUGUCCUUACCAAGCUCUUGGUGGCGAUGCUCCAUAAAAGCUUUCAGCUGAUAGCGAAUCAUGAAGAUAAAGAAUGGAAAUUUGCUCGUGCCAAGCUCUGGCUUAGCUAUUUCGAUGAUAAAUGUACGCUACCACCCCCCUUCAAUAUUGUUCCAUCUCCAAAGACUAUAUGCUACCUAUUUAACAGCCUCAGUAAGUGGAUCGGCUCUCAUACAUCAUCUGGCAAAGUCAAGCGACAGAAUAGUUUAAAGGAGUGGAGAAAUCUGAAGCAAAAGAGAGAUGAGAAUUACCAAAAGGUAAUGUGCUGUCUAGUUCAUCGUUAUUUGACUUCCAUGAGACAGAGAAUGCAAAGCACUGAUCAAGCGACUGUAGAAAAUCUCAAUGAGCUGCGGCAAGACUUAUCAAAAUUCCGAAAUGAAAUGAGAGACCUGCUUGGGUUCCGGACUUCAAAGUAUGCUAUAUUUUAUCAAAGAAACUAGGAAUCAAGGUUUUAAAUAAAACGCCUAAAUUUAGACACAUUCAUUGGAAUAUAUUUAUUUUCAGCCCAAAUAAUAAACGAUGGAAAUUU
Molecule: messenger RNA, 2506 nt
Organism: Podarcis raffonei (Aeolian wall lizard)
Lineage: Eukaryota; Metazoa; Chordata; Lepidosauria; Squamata; Lacertidae
Gene: TRPC1
Product: transient receptor potential cation channel subfamily C member 1
Exons: 13
Coding region: 66-2417 (783 amino acids)
Biological process (GO): regulation of cytosolic calcium ion concentration; calcium ion transmembrane transport; manganese ion transport
Cellular component (GO): cation channel complex; membrane
Molecular function (GO): store-operated calcium channel activity; protein binding; inositol 1,4,5 trisphosphate binding
Source: RefSeq, a predicted model, not a curated record